GCGAUGCACAAAGCAACUCACAACAAAGAUGCUGCUGGCAGCGAAGCAGACGGAGACAGGCUUACCAAGCUGCCUGAUGACCUUCUGCUCAACAUUCUGGAGAGGGUGGACACGCUCGAUGCAAUAAGGGCCUGCGUCCUCUCGAAGCGAAUGAUGAAGCUCCCCACCAUGCUCUCGCACUUCUUCCUAACUCGUGUUUUCGGCCCCAGUGAAGAGCUCCAGACCAACCGUGCCGUGGCUCAUGUGAUGGAUAACAUCCUGUGCCGUGGCUCGAAGCGAAUGAUGAAGCUCCCAACCAUGCUCUCACACUUCUUCCUAAGUAUUAACUCCAUUCCAGGUCAAUACGACAGAGCUCGUGUUUUCUACCUCAGUGACUUUCUCAGAAUCAACAGCGCUGUGGCUCAUGUAACGGAUACCAUCUUGAGCACAAGGAGCCCCGAGAUCACCAUCAUCCAACUCAAAAUCAGAUUCAUCUUGACGCAAUCAGACUGUUCCAGAAUCGCCAAAUCUGUUGCUCGCGCCAUGGCAACACACAAGGUUGGCGCGGCUGAGUUUGAGAUCAUACCGGAGAAGUUUUCCAAGUGCUCCCCUGCUGAUCUCCUCGUCCAUGCGAAGCAGUUCAAUGAUUUUUUCGGUGCUUGUCCGGAUGCAUUUGCUGGCCUCACCCGUCUGUGGCUGAACAAUAUGAGGUUCGGUGAACUGGACAUACACAACAUCCUCAGCACUUGCAAGCUCUUGGAGUCUUUGCGUUUAUCCCAUUGUGACUCGGGGUUCAAUUCUAUGCUGCAGCUAGAACAUGCUCAACUUACUGAGCUCGAGGUCGAGUUUGGGAAAUUUGAGGCAGUAGAGCUCACUUGCCUGCCAAAACUCCAGCUGGUGGGCUAUAAGAAUUGGUUCAACUCUCAUAAAUAUCCCCUGUAUUUUGGUUUUGUACGACAGCUUUCAAAGCUGAGGCUUGCUAAAUCUGGCUCCUGUUCGACUGGGACUCUUAUGUUCAGUCAGUUCCUUGGUAAUGUUCCUUCCAUAAGCGAUCUGCAUCUGGAUUUUCAAAGUGAAAAGAUUUGGGUUCUGCCAGAAAGCCCGAAGCUGCUGAGGCCUGUGCUCAGCAACCUACAGCACGUGAAUCUGGACCAUCUUCCUGAAGGAUGUGAUUUAGCUUGGACAAUGUUUAUUCUUGAAGCUGCACCAUCCCUAAAAGAGUUGUGCAUCACAGUAUGGGAUCAUUGGUGCGUAAUGGCGAGAGACGAAGAGUUUCGGAAGAGAAAUGGUUACUGUGAAAAGGCAGACGUGGAGUGGAAGCCACAUGCCCCUGAUUUCAAGCACAAGAAUCUGGUUAAGCUCACCAUCUAUGGCUUCCAACCUGACGGCAUCUUUGUGCGAUUCAUCAGGUGUGUCAUGGAACAUGCAGUUAAUAUGGCGGAGAUACCUCUGCAUGACAGGAAGGUAUGCCUGCGCUGUGGUGACUUGGAUCCCAAGAUGAAGUGCCCAUCAAGAUAUCCACGGAACGCAGAUGAGCGCAUGCAGAUCAUUGAAGAAUUGGGGAUGUCUUUGCCUGCUAUGGUUCGUUUCCUGUCGUAAUUGAAAAAAAAAGAGAUGUGUGACAUAGUACUUGGUAGUUUGUAAGUCCUCUGUUCUAUGGUCUGUUGUUGGAAGGAGUUCAGGAACUCCACAAUUCAGUAGACAUUGCGCUUGUACACUUGCUUUCUCUUAAAUUGAA
Messenger RNA from Triticum aestivum (bread wheat), 1717 nucleotides. RefSeq lists its product as uncharacterized. NCBI's taxonomy places the organism in Eukaryota, Viridiplantae, Streptophyta, Magnoliopsida, Poales, Poaceae. The transcript is spliced from 3 exons. Bases 4 to 1578 code for a protein of 524 amino acids. Gene Ontology annotation, molecular function: protein binding. The record is from RefSeq and is a predicted model, not a curated record.